CGUCUCGUGUUCUAUAACGUCGUGCGUGCGUGCGUGCCUGCGUACGUGCGUGCGUGCGUGCGUGCGUGCGUGCCUGCGCGAUUAUUCCGAAAGGAAUAUCGGUGCGGCCGGUGUUGUUAGAUUAGAUUUAGAAUCCGUAAAGGCGCGCAACGUGUAAAGGUGUAAAGGCGGCAACCGCGGAGUAAGGAGUCGCCACCGGAGCCGCGACCGGAGCAGUGAGCAGUUGAGCACGAGACAACGCGCCGUGUCGUGGCAACGCCGCCGUCACACCGUGUGCGUCACGCGUUUCGCGUCGCGUCUUCGCUCGCUGAUCGUUGAUCGCUGAUCGCUCCCGUAAACGCGCAACGAAACACCCGCGAGGUGCGAGCAUACACGUUGGUGCAUAGUGCUCGCGUCGUGGCGCCCGUCGUCGUCGUCCUCAUCUUCGUCGUCGGGCGUCAUUGUGGCUCUCACUUGGUGUCGUGAACUGGAGAAUGUAACGUGUUCCUGUCAGUUCCUGUCUCUGUCAGUGACAUCAUCAUCAUCGGUGAUGAUCGAUUGUGUGGGAAACAGUGAAUAGAAGCGGGACGUCGUCGUUGUGCGUCGCGGAUGUGAAGGGAGCAGGAAAGUGAAACGGAACAAAAGUUAACUUUUGCAGAGCACGAAUAUCGCGUCUCGAUGCGGCACGUUCGCGAUCACUUCGCGAUCACCUCGCGCGCGAACGCGUUCUAGGUGCUUGUGUUUUCUCCAACAUUAUUCGCUCUUGUCUUGUUGAUAUCGCGCGAAGGUCAAGCCACGUGUCCGCGCAAGCAACCGAACGCUCAUCCUUCCUAACAAUAUGCGGGAUUGACGAGAGAAGCUCCGACACCUACGCGUGUGUGUUUGUGUGUGUGUGGACGUCCGAGGUGGUGUGAUAACCGCAACGAUGAUGAGGAAGCACGUGUACCCGGCCCGAGCCGUUGUCAUAGCCGUCGGAAAAAUCAUACCGCAAACGAUACUCACCGCCGAACUGUGCUGACGCUCGUCCGCGACAGUUUGAAUUUCACCGUCGGCUGCAGUUCGUUUCGUUCCGACCGACGCCGUCCUUCCUUCUGUGUGUGUGUGUUUCUGUGUAUAUGUGGGUCUUUCCAAAAUACUGAGGACGAGACGACACAAGAAAGGAAAAGCGGCCAGUGAGAAAGAAUCUGCGGAGAGAGAGACACGGAGAGAAGGAGAGAGAGAGAGAGAAGGAAGAAUUUCAGCAAAGCGGAAUCAGAGCAAACCGAGUGGCGACAAAGUUCGACAGCCGAGGCCGAGGCCGAGGCCGAUUCAAAAAGAAGAGGCACAAGAGAGGUGCCGUCGGUCGCCGCGUUGGAAUUUCGAGCCUUGUCCUUUUUCGUCGGAACGACCUUAUCGUUACCGUGAAAACCCAGCGUCACGCAGCGCGUCCGAGCAUUUAAGCUUAGCGCGCCGCUUAUAACAGUGCCGAGAAAGUGUAGUGAAGUGUCGAGGCUCGCUUACUUACAUUGUGGGAAAAUACAGCCGCUACGGUGGCUCAGCACGCAGAGUUCCCCGGCGCGGCCAGGGCGUUCAUGGCGCAGCCAAGGUACGAUGAUGGCGGGCUGCACGGGGGUUACCUCGAGGGCGGUGGCGGCGGUGGAGGCGCAGGGCUAUACGAUCCACAUGGUACUGCCCGCGGUGUUCCCGGUCUCCAUCAUAGCCCACACUUGGGAGGGAUGGGUCCAGCCCACCCUCAAUAUCCACCGCCUCCUCCUCAGCCUCCACAACAUGUUCUCGCGGCGGCAGCUGCGGCCGCAGCCUCCGCGGUGCCCGAUGUCCACAAACGUGAUAAGGACGCCAUAUACGGACACCCCCUGUUCCCGCUUCUCGCACUCAUAUUCGAAAAGUGCGAGUUGGCAACGUGUACACCGCGCGAGCCUGGUGUGGCCGGUGGUGAUGUUUGUUCGUCAGAAAGCUUCAACGAGGACAUUGCCGUUUUCUCAAAACAAAUAAGACAAGAGAAGCCGUAUUACAUUGCGGAUCCGGAGGUAGACUCGCUGAUGGUUCAAGCGAUUCAGGUCCUCCGGUUUCACCUCCUCGAGCUCGAAAAGGUGCACGAGCUGUGCGACAACUUCUGCCACCGGUACAUCAGCUGCCUGAAGGGCAAGAUGCCGAUCGACCUCGUGAUCGACGACCGAGAGAGCUCGAAGCCACCCGAGCUAGGUAACGGUCUGGACGGCAGCGGACCCAGAAGCACCGCUGACAGCACCAGCCACACGGACGGGGCCAGCACGCCGGACGUCAGGCCGCCUUCCUCGUCGCUUUCGUAUCCCGGCGCGGGUGCUAACGAUGACGCCCGCAGCCCCGGAAGUGGUGGUACACCUGGACCUCUCAGCCAGCAAGCGCCAGCCAGCUUGGAUUCAUCGGACCCAGAUGCAAUGGGCAAAUGGUGUCCUCGUAGGGAAUGGAGUUCGCCUCCUGACGCGCAACGCGCGGCGACCGACGCGCGUCGUGGUGUCCUUUAUUCCUCGGUCUUCCUCGGCAGUCCCGCAGGUGACGCGAGUAACGCGAGUAUCGGUAGUGGUGAGGGCACUGGUGAGGAAGAUGAUGACUCCUCAGGGAAGAAAAACCAAAAGAAACGAGGUAUCUUUCCUAAAGUUGCGACGAACAUCCUCAGGGCGUGGCUCUUUCAACAUCUUACGCAUCCAUAUCCCUCGGAAGACCAGAAAAAACAGUUGGCUCAGGACACGGGGUUGACGAUUCUUCAAGUUAAUAAUUGGUUUAUAAACGCGAGACGUAGAAUCGUUCAACCAAUGAUCGACCAGAGUAAUCGAGCCGUGUUUCCACCAUUGUCUGCAGGACCAAGUGGGGCAUACAGUCCGGAUGCGACGAUGGGCUACAUGAUGGACGGACAGGCGGCCAGCAUGAUGCACCGACCGCCUGGCGAUCCUACCUUUCACAAUCAGUAUCAUUAUCCAGAAUACUACGGACAUCACUUAUAAAGACUGAGGAUCGCCAACCUCGGAUGUUUCAGAAGUACUUGCAAAAUGGAAUGGGCGAAACGAUGGUUCUAGCAACACGAAAAGCGUGAUGGACCUAUUGUGCUCCAGUUGGCGCAGAUCAGAAUCGGGGGACAACGAUGAUCCGUGACCUCCAGGACGAUCACCACGACAGUCUUGAUGAUUUCUUACUACGCCACACGUCGAAAUUCGUGAUACUUGGGUGCUUGGGGAUGAGGGAGAAAUACAAAAAGAAAAGGACAGAAUCAAGUUCCCGUUUAAAAGAGAAAGGACAAGGUAGAUGAAACGCCGCAGGAGGUCGAUCGAGAUCGUAGAGACGUCGAAGGAAGAAAGACGGUUGCAAGAUGAAGCAAAAUGGCUACGAACGCGAGGAAAAAGGAUGAGAGGAAUGAAGCCGCGGCUUGGUCUCGAGAGUGACGCGGUCGCGAAGAAAUUCAUGUGAUUGUUCUUUGUACAAAUAUCGCGGUGUAAUAUUGUAGUGAUUGAAGAAUUUAAAUGUUAAAUUUUAAUACAGUCGCGAUCGAGAUAUAUUAAUGAAAUAUAAGUGAUAUAUAGGCAAUUUUAGCGGGCAUGUACAUUAAAAAAGGAGAGGCAAAUACACACCCGGUGCUCGCACGGAAUAGAAAAUAUGUUCAAUGCACAGACGACGCAAAAGAGGUAAAAGAGAGUACGAGAGACACGAAAAAGAAGAAGACAAACGAAAUGGCAGUAUAUAUAUAUAUAUAUAUAUAAAUAUAUAUAUAUGU
Acromyrmex echinatior (Panamanian leafcutter ant) is the source of this 3724-nucleotide messenger RNA. It is a transcript of the gene hth, whose product is annotated as Meis homeobox homothorax. Gene Ontology annotation, molecular function: DNA binding. NCBI's taxonomy places the organism in Eukaryota, Metazoa, Arthropoda, Insecta, Hymenoptera, Formicidae. Gene Ontology annotation, biological process: regulation of DNA-templated transcription. The record is from RefSeq and is a predicted model, not a curated record.